This is a messenger RNA of Cloeon dipterum, 1356 nucleotides long. Its product is annotated as putative ankyrin repeat protein RF_0381. Bases 1 to 1356 code for a protein of 451 amino acids. NCBI's taxonomy places the organism in Eukaryota, Metazoa, Arthropoda, Insecta, Ephemeroptera, Baetidae. The transcript has 2 exons. Gene Ontology annotation, molecular function: protein binding. The record is from RefSeq and is a predicted model, not a curated record.
AUGGAAUCCACCAAGAAAAACCCAAAACGUGCUGUUCAAGCUCCCGACUCAGAGAGUGAGAAAAGAUUGGAAUUCAACGAGUUAACUCGCUUGGAUGAAAAACUGAAUUUCAUAGAAAAGAACAGGGGGAAAAUUCCUCGAAUUCUUUUCGCGGCAAAAUACGCAGAUGAGGAGGUUUGCCGGCAGCUCAUCGCAGAUGGCGCUGACGUUUCCAAAAUUUUAGACAGAAAUGGCGCCAACGCCUUUCACUACGUUGGCAUGAACCCCUCUGGAUCGAAACUCGUGGAAUUAUUCCACGAACACGGCACCAAAAUCGACAAAAAGGCCAAAAAUGGAAAAUUGCCACUCGCGCGCGCCCUUAAGAUGAGAAAUUUCGAGGUUUCUCUCAAAUUGUUCGAGCUUCUGAAGCAGAAAAUCAAUUUCAACGGGAAUAUUCUGGACUGGUGCAUCGAUAAGAAUGCUUUAUAUUUCUGCAAAUUCGUGUUCGAGAAGGACGCAUCGCUGUCUAAAGCUAAGACUGAAAACCUCCUAAUCAGAGCGGUGCGGCGUGCUGACCAGAAAUUGUGCCAGUGGCUUUUCAAAGAAUGCCUGGCCGACGUGGACCUGGACAGUGACCAAACCUCAAACUGGAAGGAAGAGAUUUUGUUCGACGUCGCCAGCAACUUGAAGCACGGAGAGAAAAUCGCACACUUCCUGCUGGAAAAUUACAAAAUCGACGUAGAGAAGAAGAGCUUGUUUUUCCACCACACACCCUACAGCCACGCCAUAGCGAUGGAAAACAGAGGCGUCGCCAAUGCUUUGCUAAUACACGGCGCCAUCCUGGAAGUGGACAUCGAUCCGAAAACUGCGAGGCAAAUCUAUAGAGGCAAGGGCUAUAAGGAAAAGAUACGCGAGUUGAGCAGGAUAUUAUCGAGUCAUAUCGAGAAUUUUGGAAAAGGCAAAAAUUUGCUGCAAGUCGCACUCGAACUGAAAUUCAUACACGCAGCAGAGGCGUUGUUUGAGUUGAAUUUCGACAAGAAGAUGAACAAAAUAAACUACCUGCACUUUUGUGUGGAGAAGAACAAUCUGGAAAGUGCGAAGCUCGUUCACUCGAGAAACAAGGAUCUGAUGAAAGAAAUGGGGCAAGAUGGGAAAUACGUCCUGCAUCUGGCCGCGGAGCGUGCUGACCUGGACAUGUGUCGGUGGCUGCUGAGCCAAGGGGCUGACCCUGAGGCCCUGACCUCGGACGGAAGGUCCGUGCUGGAUUUCGCGGCCAGACAAGAAGUCAAAGAUUAUUUUCAAUCCGUACAAAUGUCAAAAGAAAUUCGAAACGCAUCCAAGAAACGUUUUGUUGAUGUCAAAAUUGGUCACGUUUGA